UAGCCAGCUAGCAACCGAGCCAGGCGCAUAAUGAACUGCUGUUAGUUAAUCGUAUUAGUUAAUCAAUGUUGCAGGCACAUUGUGCAAAAGUGAAACGCUGUGCGGCAAGGUUACUAGUGAGGAGGAAUAUACCCUCAUUGCCAAAGCUAAAUACCUAGCGACGCUAGUUAGCCUAGCAAGUAAUGAGCAGGUAGACUAGUGUGGUAGCUAGCAAGCUAACUGUUGUCCAUUUCCCCGCAUUCUACUUAGUUAGCUCACGGUGGGUUUUUGUGUUGCGUUUCUGGUCUAUAAUAUGAUUUUAGGUUUGAUCAAGAUACUUCUGUUUUAGGCCGACUAAUUGUACGUUACCUGCCAUAUAGUUAUAACUAGUAAAACUAAGACCCAGCAUAUCUAGGGCUAGCUGGCUACCUAUGUUUUGAAAAUGAAAUUCAUUCAUUUGAACAGCUGGAAUUUUUUGACUGCCAUGUUUUGUAUUGUAGCUAAGUGUUGAAGUCUCCUGAAUAUUUCAGACGGUUAUCAGUUUGCCCCGCAGGAUGGAAGGGGUGGAGGAGAUGGAGGUGCGGCCUCCGUCUAAACACGCAGAGGCUGAAGUCAGCUUGAUGGAGGCCGAGAGGCCUCCCAAGAGGAGGGAACGCCAGGGGAAGUCGCCUAGGAGACGGCGGGAUGUGAAGAGGCGGCCGGAUGAUCAUGAACAGCUGCUGAGGCGGCGGUUACCAGGACAACCAGAAUACUCCGAACCUGCAGCAUCCACAGUGGAGACCGGCGAGAGCUCCCCAAAGAGAUGGGACAGGUGCAGGCGAGGCCACUUUCUGCAUGGACCAUACCCAGCUACUCACUUUGGACCCAAGGCCUGCAUUCUGCCAAACCCCACCUCAGUCAUGCACAUCCAGGACCCGGCCAGCCAGAGGCUCACCUGGAACAAACCUCCGGUCAACGUGCUGGUGAUCAGGAAGAUCCGAGACGAGAGUCUGCUCGAGCCCUUUAAGGAGCUCUGCAGGUUUCUCAUCCAGGAGAAGCAGCUGGUGGUGUACGUGGAGAAAAAAGCAGUGGACGAUGCCGCUCUCUUGAAGGACGAGGCGUUUGGUUCUAUUCGCAACCAGCUUUGCACGUUCCGGGAGGGCUACGAUGACAUUUCGGACUGCGUGGACCUCAUCAUCUGUCUCGGGGGCGACGGGACCCUCCUUUAUGCUUCCUCACUGUUCCAGGCGAGUGUCCCCCCGGUCAUGGCAUUCCACCUCGGCUCCCUGGGCUUCCUGACGCCGUUCAAGUUCGAGUCAUACAAGACAGAGGUGGCGAAGGUAUUUGAAGGGAACGCGGCCAUCACGUUGCGCAGCCGUUUGAAAGUGAAGGUGGUGAAGGGCAUGUCGCAGAGGACGGGGCAGUGCUACGGGGAGGAGAACGGCGUCGCGCCCCCGAGCCACAGAGACGCCGAAGCAGGAAAGACGUCGCUGCAGCUGCAGGUGCUGAAUGAGGUGGUGGUGGACAGAGGCCCCUCCUCCUACCUGUCCAACGUUGACCUGUACCUGGACGGCAGGCUGAUCACCUCGGUGCAGGGAGACGGUGUCAUAGUGUCCACCCCCACAGGCAGCACUGCCUAUGCUGCGGCCGCGGGGGCCUCCAUGAUCCACCCCAAUGUCCCCGCCAUCAUGGUGACCCCCAUCUGCCCACACUCCCUGUCCUUUCGCCCCAUCGUGGUGCCGGCCGGUGUGGAGCUCAUGAUAACGCUGUCCCCUGAUGCACGGAACACAGCCUGGGUGUCUUUCGAUGGCAGGAAGAGGCAGGAGAUCCAGCACGGGGACAGUAUUAAAAUCACCACGUCCUGCUACCCGGUGCCUUCCAUCUGCUGCCACGACCUGGUGUACGACUGGUUCGAGAGCCUGGCCGAGUGUCUGCACUGGAACGUCCGCAAAAAGCAGACCCGCCUGACGGACGUUACCGAUUCCUCCGACACAGAGAACUGAGCCCCCCCCCCCCUCCCCC
Megalops cyprinoides (Indo-Pacific tarpon) is the source of this 1980-nucleotide messenger RNA. It is a transcript of the gene nadkb, whose product is annotated as NAD kinase b. Gene Ontology annotation, biological process: NADP+ biosynthetic process; NAD+ metabolic process. NCBI's taxonomy places the organism in Eukaryota, Metazoa, Chordata, Actinopteri, Elopiformes, Megalopidae. Bases 534 to 1961 code for a protein of 475 amino acids. Gene Ontology annotation, molecular function: NAD+ kinase activity. The record is from RefSeq and is a predicted model, not a curated record. The transcript is spliced from 12 exons.